GUGGCGUCCAGCCACUCCAUCCAAGCAAAAGGAGACAAAAGAAACGGCAACACCGAAUAGCCCCACACAAGUCAAGUUACAACGACGACCAUCCGCUGAAGGCGGAGAAGCCGAUAAGAAUCCAAUGCCAAUUCCUCCCAAGACUGCACAAUCCCAUUACCAAGCCAAUUCAGCAAAGGAAAUGUCUUUCCUCUCCAAAUUGCCGCUCACCAUCUCAGCACUGCUGAUACUGUGGAGCAUCACGGUUCGCAGCGCGCCGAACACCAAUAUCACUUCAGUUCUGUGCAACUCCGGCACGUACACUGCCGGCGAUCCUUUCACCAUCAGUCUAGCCUAUGUCCUUUCAGACCUUCUUGCAGUAACGCCCUCUCGCAAAGAUCAUGACUACUACAACGUCUCUCCCUUCCCCAACGCUUUCGCCUACGGCCAUGCGGCAUGCAAGGCCAACCUCGCCGGCGGCGAUUGCUCGGUAUGCCUCCGGUCAGCCAAGGGGGUUAUGAACACCACCUGUGGGAUGGCAAUUGGUGCGAGAUCAUCGCUUGUGGAUUGCGCCAUCCGAUAUGAACAAUAUCCUUUUGUUAAUUAGAGUGUACCUCCUGGUUCUUCCUUGUGUCUUGCUGCUGUUUUCUAGUUCUUGCUCUUUUAAAGAAAUACAAACACUAUUUCAGGCUCA
Phoenix dactylifera (date palm) is the source of this 673-nucleotide messenger RNA. The record is from RefSeq and is a predicted model, not a curated record. NCBI's taxonomy places the organism in Eukaryota, Viridiplantae, Streptophyta, Magnoliopsida, Arecales, Arecaceae.